AUGAAUCAAGAAUUCAAUUUUUAUUUUUUCACCAUUUUUCCAACGUUUUACAACAGUGAGCAGAAACCAUCGACAAAGCCGCUAGGCGAUUGCACCCAACAGUCUUCUAUCGUUACACUAUAUGCUGAUUCUCGUCCAUGGAAGAAUUUCAGACGAAAUGCAAGAAGUUUCAAGUAUUAUCUAUGGAGUUUUGUUUACUUUCACAACACGUUGAUCGCCGUUCGCUCUUCGGAACUCUCUAUUUGCACACACGUUUUGGUUAAACGAAAUGGUGUGGGACGUUUUCCUGAUAAUCGGUUCUGUGAAUCAGAGGCUUGUACUUUCUACCGGGGAAGAAUUGGUUGGUUGAUCAUGUGGUUUGGAUUUUUGGCUGAAACAGGAGCGUUUGGUGCAGUACAGCUUUGUGAAUCUAAUUUGGUCAGCGUCGGAUCUAUGAACACGAAGCACGGCCCCGUUAUUGCCCAUUUCAGAUAAAAAAAUCAUUACGGCAGCCGCCGGCCUUUUAUGUAAGGCAACUAUACACCAAUUCAUGCGCACAAAGGUAUGAAACCUAGGCAUUUCUUUAUAUAUAUAUAUAUAAUUAAAUUUAUUAGGAUAUACUGAGUAGUCCAAUGAUUUAUUUCUAGGAAGAAACAUAAUGGGCAUUUAGACUCCCAAUUUGACUGGGGUGUAAUGUACUAUUAGCCAACACAACUUUUGGACGCCUCAUUAUCGUUAUAAUAGUUGAAGUUUUAAAUUAUAAAAAAAAUGAUUUAAAAACUUUGUUGUCUACGGUGUUUACUAUUAUACGACCGUUAUCUCUCCUUAUUAGUAAUCUACAAUAAAAUAGUUUGUACUCAAAUAUAGACUUUUAUAACUCACACUAUGUUCUACACUCCAAACACAGACUACAAUUAUCUAUAAGCUAUGAUAACCAACUUCAGCACCAAAACUAUUCCAAUAUGAUUCUCCACUGUUGAUGAUAAUUAGUAUCAUUAUUGUUUGUUAAGGAAAAAUAAUCACAAAAAACCAAUUUUGAGCAUUAAAAUUGUUUGGGUGUGGGAACUUGAUUGAUUUUUCUUUGGAGCUAAACUUGGAAAGACUACUGGGUUUACGAAUAAACUUACUAACUCGUCUAAUUGGACAAAUAAAAUGGAGGGAGGAAAUAAUUAAUAGUUGCAGAUGUUUUAAAAUUUAUGAUGGGAAAAAAAAAACAAAAAAAAGAGAGAAAAGAGAAAAAAAUGACAGGGGAAAGCCCAUUCUGAUGUGUAGCUUUACAGCCUGUCCUUUCGCUUUGUUUUCUACUUGUGAAUAAUUUCCAUGUUUAUCCCAAACAAGUAGAAUAAUGACCCUGUUUUAUAUAUUUAGCUGAAUGACUAGAACUUUAUACGUGUGUUUAUUUGGUAUCAGAACUUAGAAAGUGACUAAGACUAUCAAACUAACAAGUCCUUGUUUAGUUGGUCUAUGCAUUUUUUUUUUAAGUAUCUAAUAAGCCUUCAAACAUUUUCUUUUUCAUUCUUGAAAUUUAAAUUUUGAGGCAAACACAUCCUCGACCUAUAUAAUAUUUUUUAAACUUCAUACUUGCUAACAAUAAAUUUUAGAGGGUGUUUAGGACAAUGAGUUGAUUAUUAUGAGGUUAUUAUAGUUGGAUUAUAAUAGUUUGGGUUUGAUGUGUAAGUUAUUUUAGUUUGGGUUACACAAUAUUUUGUGUUGAGCUUUAAGCUAUUUUAGUUUGAGAAAGCAAUAGUAAAUACGGUAGAAAAAAAUAGUGAAUUCUUCUAAAUAGUAUUUAUUAUAACAAGAGGUGGUUAUAUCUUAAAAUAGCCCUUAUCACAGACACUUCCUAAAAGUUUAGAGACUUCUUAGAUAAAAUUCAAUUUUAUAUUUAAUAUGUUAGUUAAUUUUUAAAAAUUUUGAGCAUCUAAAGAGUGUUAGAUACAAAAUUGAAAGCUUAGAGGAAGUUUGGAAUUCACCAAACUCAUGUUUGGACACUUAAAAUAAAAUUUUUGGGAUUAAGAAAGAAACCAAACUUAUGAGUUUGGAAUAUGUUUUUUUUAUUAUUAUUAUUGAAUGUCAUAUGUUUUAGAAAUUUUUUUACUACAACAUGAUCAUUGAUGACCAUUAGCAACAAAAUUUGGCCAACUUCACGAUUAACCCUUGAUGACCGAUCAUGAUCGAUCAAUAGUCAUGACGACUGAUCGUCUUGAUUGUUGGCUUCGAGUCAUUUUGAUCGUCGCCUCUAGAUCGUCUUGAUCGUCGACUAUUAAUCAUCUUGAUCGUUGGUAACCUACCAGUUUGGACGUCAUUGUCGUUAGGUAAACAUCUUGAUCGUCGGCGAUCAAUCGUUAUCGUUAAUUAUCGAUUGUCGUGCCUAUUAACAAAUGGUUGUAGUGAUGGACAAUGACCAAUGGCCAUGACCCUUGGUGUCUAAUUGUCAUGAUGGUUGGCGAUCGACCAAUAGUUUUAAACAUUGGCGAUAGUUGACUGUCUUCACCAUUGAUUGAUGUCUAUCUUUAGCAAGACUUGCCUACACUCUUUCCCAUGGGUUUGAAUAGUAAACACUAUUCAAGCCCAUGUAUUACUAUUUUUUUUUCAAUUAAAUCUAGAAAAUUCGUCAGUCAACUCCGAACACCACUUCUAGUGACCAUUGUCGGCCGACCACUAGGUGUCAAUUCUGACAACCUUGUUGGCAAACUUCCGACCACCAACUUUGGUGACUAUUGCAAACCUUGAAAAUUUAAUAAAAAUGAACUUUUGAAAAAAAAAUUCGAGUCAUUCCAAAUAUGACUUUGAUUUAAUUACAAUAAUAUGCUCAUUAUUAGAUUAUUUUUUAAUUAUCUCUUUUUAUCUUAUUUAUUUAAAAUUAAUCUUUUUUUCAUUUUAGGAGAUUUGGUUAUAUUUUUC
This is a messenger RNA of Cucumis melo (muskmelon), 2883 nucleotides long. RefSeq lists its product as uncharacterized. The coding region runs from base 1 to 474 and encodes 157 amino acids. The record is from RefSeq and is a predicted model, not a curated record. NCBI's taxonomy places the organism in Eukaryota, Viridiplantae, Streptophyta, Magnoliopsida, Cucurbitales, Cucurbitaceae. The transcript is spliced from 5 exons.